Messenger RNA from Alexandromys fortis (reed vole), 939 nucleotides. RefSeq names its product lebercilin-like protein. Gene Ontology annotation, biological process: intraciliary transport. The annotation marks the transcript as partial. The record is from RefSeq and is a predicted model, not a curated record. NCBI's taxonomy places the organism in Eukaryota, Metazoa, Chordata, Mammalia, Rodentia, Cricetidae. Gene Ontology annotation, cellular component: axoneme. The transcript has a single exon.
AAUGAGAUCUCAUUUAGUGCAGGCUGUCCUUGAACUCCUGAUCCUUCUGCCUCUUCUUCCUCAGAGCUGGAUACAAGAAUGUGCCUCCACACCUGGCAGGAUUUUUUAAUAACUUUUAUAGCAGAUAUUUAAACAAGGUGUGGUUUUUCAGUCCAUUCUCUGUGACUUCAUGGCUAUAUAACCUUGGAUGACUUAAACCUCCAGAUACAAAAUAGAUGCAACUGGACUGAGGAGUUGUCAGUGCGACACACAUAUGUAAAGUGCCUAGCCAGCAGCAGGCAGAUUCAGUGAGCUUCAUUUGGCUACCUAGGUCCAUGAAGUUUAUGUGUGCUGGGGGCGCCCACACUUGUGUGACCUCGGUGUUCUUCUGCUAACCAUCUGCAUUCAUUGUCUAUGCACACAGGCCAGAAGGACCUCCCAACCGAGAAAAGGCACACCUGGAAUGCUUCAUUUCUCAAUUCUCAAAUUCAAACAGUUACCAAAAGAAGAGAUGCCAUGACACACCGCAUACUGUCAGCCCGACUUCAUAAGAUUAAAGAGCUGAAGAAUGAGCUAGCCGACACACGCCGGAAGCUGGAAGCCACUGCCACAGAGAACCAAAUCCUGAAGCAGCUUCAGCUCAGGCAUGCAAAAGCCAUCGGGAGAUACGUGAGCUCACAAGACAGCCUGCCGCAGGUCACAGUUAGACACCAGAAUGAGGUGAGAAGCCUGCGGCAGCUCCUUCGGAAAUCCCAGGAGAAGGAGCGAGCUGUGGCGAGGAAGCUCCGAGAGACUGACAGUGAGCUGCUGAGGACUAGAGAUGCCUUGCAGGCCCUACAGAAACUUUCAGAAGACAAGAGCCUUGCGGAAAGAGAAGAACUGACUCACAGGUUGACUGUUCUGACAGCCAAAAUGGAGGCAAAUGACAAAAAAAUACAGGUUUGUAUCUCAGAAGGUCCG